GCAAAUAGAACCUUCCCGAAAAAAAACCCGUGUGACUGCGCCACAUCGUUUUCCCAUUCCUCUUCGGCGUUCGUUCCUUCCUUCCGUUGCCCUUUUCUAUAAUUUCCCAACCUUUGGCAACGGGAUAGACUCCUUGGCUGCACCGGUCAAACCCACAACCGCCCGCCGGUGCCGCCUGCGUCGUCGACUUCCUCGCACUCGCCAAAUUAUAGAUCUCCAAUUCGUCGUCGUCGAGGACAUCAUGUCGAUGUCGGACUCCGACUCCUCCUCCUCCCACUUCGGAGAUCACAAGACCUUCCGCCAGAUCGGAAGAGACCGGUUAUUAUAUGAGAUGUUGCGGUCGACCAAAGUGAAGGAUUCAAAGUCAAAAUGGAAGGUACUCAUCAUGGAUAAAAUUACUGUUAAAGUAAUGUCAUAUUCUUGCAAGAUGGCAGAUAUUACUGAAGAAGGGGUUUCAUUGGUUGAAGAUCUAGACAAACGGCGACAACCAUUACCCUCAAUGGAUGCUAUAUACUUUAUGCAGCCAACAAGAGAGAAUGUGGUUAGGUUCCUGGCAGAUAUGUCAGGAAGGUCCCCAUUGUAUAAAAAGGCAUUUGUUUUCUUUAGUUCACCUGUGAAUAAAGAUCUAGUGGCACUAAUCAAGAGGGACUCAAGUGUCUUACCUCGUAUAGGCGCAUUAAGUGAGACGAAUUUGGAAUACUUUGCCAUUGAUAGUCAGGGUUUUGUAACUGAUCAUGAGAGGGCUUUGGAGGAAUUAUUUGGGGAAAAUGCAGAAGGCUCUCACAAGUACAAUGCUUGUUUGAAUACAAUGGCUAUUCGCAUUUCUACUGUACUUGCUUCUUUGAGGGAAUUUCCUUAUCUGCGAUAUCGCGCUGCUAAGUCAUGUUCAGAUGUUUCCACAUUGACAACACUUCGUGAUCUAGUCCCAACUAAGCUUGCUGCUUUAAUAUGGAACUGUAUUGCUAAGUACAAAAGUACAAUUCCUGAUUUUCCCCAAAAGGAGACAUGUGAGUUUCUUAUUGUUGAUCGCUCAAUUGAUCAGAUUGCCCCUAUUAUACAUGAAUGGACUUAUGAUGCAAUGUGUCAUGAUUUACUGAACAUGGAGGGUAAUAAAUAUACACAUCAGGUUCCCAGCAAAAUGGGAUCAACAACUGAAAAGAAAGAGGUUCUUUUGGAAGAUCAUGAUCCAAUUUGGCUUGAACUUCGGGAUUCACACAUAGCAGAUGCCAGUGAGAGAUUGCAUGAGAAGAUGACAAACUUUAUAUCAAAGAACAAAGCUGCUCAAAUCCAUAGUUCAAGAGAUGGUGGUGAACUGUCUACUAGAGAUUUGCAAAAGAUGGUGCAAGCUUUACCACAGUACAGUGAGCAAAUUGACAAACUUUCUCUCCACGUAGAGAUUGCAGGGAAAAUUAAUAAAAUAAUUAGAGAACAAGGGCUUCGAGAAAUUGGACAACUGGAGCAAGAUCUUGUCUUUGGAGAUGCUGGAACUAAAGAACUAAUACAAUUUUUGAGGACAAAGCAGGAUGCUAGUCGUGAAAGCAAAUUACGUUUAAUGAUGAUAUAUGCAUCAAUCAAUCCUGAGAAAUUUGAAGGUGAUAGAGCCUCAAAGUUAAUGCAACUUGCCCAGUUGUCAUCUGAUGACAUGAUUGCUGUAAACAACAUGCGCUAUUUGGGAACAUCUGAUAAUAAGAAAGCAUCUGGAAGUACUUUCUCUCUCAAGUUUGAUAUGAGUAAGAAGAAACAUGGAAUACGGAAAGAAAGGAAAUCAGAGGAGGAAACUUGGCAACUUUCACGUUUUUAUCCUUUGAUAGAGGAGUUGAUUGAGAAACUUAGUAAGGGGGAGUUAUCGAAGGAUGAUUAUCCCUGUUUGAAUGAUCCUUGUGCAACAGUGGAUGGAACCUCACGUGUAUCUGUCAGGACAACCCACUCUAUGCCUGCACCAGCUCAGUCUGUGAGAUCUAGGCCUACUCCUACAUGGGCUAGACCUCGUAGCUCGGAUGACGGCUAUUCAAGUGAUUCUGUAUUGAGGCAUGCCUCGAGUGAUUUCAAAAGGAUGGGCCAGCGAAUGUUUAUCUUCAUCAUUGGUGGGGCCACACGGUCUGAGCUUCGUGUAGUUCACAAGCUUACUUCCAAGCUGAAGAGGGAAAUCAUACUUGGCUCUUCCAGUCUUGACGAUCCUCCCCAGUUUAUCACGAAACUGAAGCUCAUGUCAGCUCAAGAAAUUUCUUUGGACGAACUUCAGAUAUGAAUUGUGCAUUUUUGUCCUGCUGAUCACAGCCUUCUUUGAGGUCGUCUUGGAUGUAAUCAAAUGUAACAUUUUAGAUUUCAAUUUGUCUAGAAGUAUUAUUUCAAUCUCCGCAGGCUCAGUGAUCAAUGUCCUCUAUUUUGGUUGAAGGUUUCUAUUUGUGUUUAAGGUGAAGCAGAUUGACUUUCCUACAAGCUCCACGACAUAAAACUAGCAGUCCAGUUCAUAUUACAAACUGUAUCAUUGGCAUACAAACUACAUCAAAAUGUAACAUCAGAGUGGAUUAGUCUGAUUGAGCUACCUUCCGUGACAAUAGAGUUUGACGAUUGUUAUAAAUGGCUGUUUGCUGACUCAAAAGUCGAAUGCAAAGUAUCAUUGUGCUUCUCCACUGUUAUUAGAUAUUUGAGCCAUUUUAUGC
Zingiber officinale is the source of this 2663-nucleotide messenger RNA. Its product is annotated as SNARE-interacting protein KEULE-like. The transcript has 21 exons. Bases 242 to 2248 code for a protein of 668 amino acids. NCBI's taxonomy places the organism in Eukaryota, Viridiplantae, Streptophyta, Magnoliopsida, Zingiberales, Zingiberaceae. The record is from RefSeq and is a predicted model, not a curated record. Gene Ontology annotation, biological process: vesicle-mediated transport; intracellular protein transport. Gene Ontology annotation, molecular function: syntaxin binding. Gene Ontology annotation, cellular component: secretory granule; plasma membrane.